Messenger RNA from Cyphellophora europaea CBS 101466, 1428 nucleotides. RefSeq lists its product as uncharacterized. Bases 1 to 1428 code for a protein of 475 amino acids. The record is from RefSeq and is a predicted model, not a curated record. The transcript has a single exon. NCBI's taxonomy places the organism in Eukaryota, Fungi, Ascomycota, Eurotiomycetes, Chaetothyriales, Cyphellophoraceae.
AUGGCGCGCCUCUAUUCAGCUGCUACCUUCCUCGCCGCGGUCGCGGCAUCGCCAACUUCGAGAGGUCGCUCUACCGGCACCGCAACGGUCGACCUUUCGAAAGAUCAUGGACCAGCUGCUGCACUGGGAUCUGGCUUCAUCUACGGCUUCCCUGACAAUGGUACCUCCGUCUCAAACCAGGUGCCAUCCCACUUUCUGACCGACAUCUCAUUUCGCACUUCUCGCGCCGGCGGUGCUCAGAUCGACGCCAAAGGAUGGUCAGCUGGUGGCCUUGAGGGCUACCAAGCGCGCUUCGAUUCCGGGCUUUCAAACUACCGCACCACGCGACACUACGGCGGCGAUUUCAUUCUGCUCCCCCAUGACAUCUGGGGUGCUGACGGUGGACAGGGCGAGGAAAGCCACUACCCCGGCGAUGACGGCAACUGGACGUCAAUGGAGACCUUCCUUACACAGCUCACCUCCGACAUGAAAGCGAACGACAUGAUCGAGGGAGUGGCCGUCGACCUCUGGAACGAGCCCGACAUCGACAUCUUCUGGAACCGCACCUGGGACCAAUAUCUCGAAUACUGGCACCGCUCCUACGCCCUGUUCCGCGACCUCCUCCCCGAAGUCCUCAUCAGCGGCCCCGCCAUGGCCCACUCCCCCAACCUCACCGACCCAAACUGGCGAUCCUGGCUCGCCACCGCCGAACACCACAAUGCCAUCCCCGACAUCUACGCCUGGCAUCAAAUCGGCGACUGGGAGCGCGAGCCCGACACCACCAUCCCGGUCUUCCACACCAUGCGCCAGCAGCACCAUCUCCCCCACCGCCCCAUCGACAUCAACGAAUACGCCUGGCCGACCGAGCAGAACCCAGCCUCCUCAGCCUGGUACCUCGCGCAGCUGGAGCGGCACGACCUCCGCGGCCUGCGCGCCAACUGGGGCUCCGGGCCCGCCCUGCACGACUUCCUCGGCGGCCUGCUCGCCAACACCAGUGCAGGCAAAUACUACCCCAACGGCGAGUGGCAGCUGUACAAAUACUACGCGGGGAUGCGCGGACGGCGCGCGUCGACCGCUGCGUCCGAGGAUCUGCUCUUCGACGUCUUCGCCACCGUCGCAGACACCGACACCACCGGCGACGGCACCGCCGCCGCCGCCGCCGCAGUAGAGAAGCGCUCAGCCUCGCACAUCACGAUCCUCGCGGGCGCCCGCGCCGUACAGGCAGCAGCGACAGCGUACGACAUCGCCAUCUCAGGUCUAAACCCGAACGUCACGGCCGUGGAAGUGCGGACCUGGCGCUUCGACUGGGCUGGGCCGGAGGGCGAGGUCGGCAGGCCGAGGGAUCUGGGCGUGCAGGAAUACGUGGUUGGAGAUGGGGAAGUGAGGUUGGUGUAUGACCCGCCCGAUAACGCGACGGCGUAUGCGUAUGAGUUUUUUGUUGGAAGUUGA